Symbiodinium natans is the source of this 978-nucleotide messenger RNA. The record is from the annotation of a GenBank genome assembly. Lineage: Eukaryota; Dinophyceae; Suessiales; Symbiodiniaceae.
AUGGUGGGCUGUGUCCAGCACAGCCUCCUCGCUGUCGGCCCUGGAGGCUACUUCCCGACGGGCGUGGCGUACGCGCCGGUGCGGCAGCGCUUCGCGCCGGGGCGCCUCGCGGCCUCGUUCGCCUCCGAGGUACCCGAGGAGGAGGGGCGGCAAGAGCCGGCUUGGCCCGACAUCUUGCCCAAGUACCUGAAGAAGAAGUUGAAGAGAGACGACGAGCUGGAUGUGGAUGCCGCGCUCCGGAAGGUGGCAGCCACCCGCGCGGCGGGCCGUGCGAAGGUUGCUCACGACGAGCUCGAUGCACAGGUCCAGCAGGCAAAGGCCAGCGCCCGCGACAUCAGCCGGCAACAAGCCGACUCCAAGGAUGCCGAGAGGGAGAAGAUGCAGUCCCUGGCCGAAGCCAUGCAGGCAACCCAGGAAGCCAAGAAGAAGGAGAUUGGCUCCACGGAGCAGCUCAUUUCCGCCGACUCGCGCCGGGACUUCGCCCAGGGGGAGCAGCUGGAGGCUGAGGAGCAGGAGGCGCGGGUCCUCCAUGCCAUCCAGGAGGCGGAGACCGAGGCGCAAAGGCGCGUCAAGGGCCGCAACACCAUCGUGGGGAAGGAGGCCGAGAACAAGUUCGGAAUGGUCAUCCACACGAAGGAGGCCUGUGAUGCAGAGAAGGGCACAGAGUGGCACAAUGGAAAGUGCGUCGUGUCAGGCGAGAGCCGAAGUCCAGAUACGCCGGAGGAGGUGGCGGCCAUGAAGGCCGUGAACGAUGCCCAAAGCGCGUUCGACGCCUCGAAAAAUGUGGUGCACGACAAGAACCAUGUCCUCAAGGCUAAGCAGCAGAAGCUGAACCACGCGAAGGUUGAGCUGGAGUCCUACAGAAACCACCACCCCCCCGAGAGCAUCUUCGCCUUCUCCGAGAAGCCGGAGGAAGCCGCGCUGCGGCAGAAGUUUGACUCGGCAAAGGCGGAGUGGGAUGUGGCCACGACGCGCUGA